This is a messenger RNA of Racocetra fulgida, 136 nucleotides long. The record is from the annotation of a GenBank genome assembly. Lineage: Eukaryota; Fungi; Glomeromycota; Glomeromycetes; Diversisporales; Gigasporaceae.
AGAAAAAGAAAAGGGAUACAAAUCCGAAUGAAGUCCAAAAUGUACAGAUCUUUAGGUGCGUGGAUGAAGAAAUUAAAGCUUACCUAAUUCAAGACAAUGGACCAAGGUGUGUAGUAACGGAUCUAAUAGUGGAAAU